UGAACUUAUAUGACUGACGUGCAACAAGAAAAAAUGAAUUCUGGUACGUGCUCUUCUCUUCCAAAUGACCAAUCGUUGUACGUGUAUGACUCCAUCAAGUUUCAAUUCAUUAUCUGACCAGAGCAAUGACGUUGCAAGCGUAGAACGUUCUGUGUCAUCGUCACAUCAGUCCACUAAUUACCUAAUGGAUUCCCCUUUGAUUAACUGCCCUUCAAGUUACCAAAGGGACAAUGGUGUAUACACAAUGGACAUUGUAAUACGUGAACCAAAUUUGGAUAACGAUGACAAUUCUACGGUUGACUUGUCUGCAAAUGAUAUUUGCACCAACCUUGAUUUCCAAGUUGUAACUCGCUUUGAUCCAACUAAAAUUGAGUUGGAUGCGAUUUAUGAGAACAAGGGCGAUUUAAUAUACCAUCUCAAAAUGUUGGCAAUCUCUAACCUGUUCCAGUUCCAUACUAAGAGGUCGACCAAGAAGCUUCUCCACGUCGUUUGUGUGGAAAACAGGUACGAUCAUGAACAUCAUUGCCCAAUCGAUGCACGCCAGGGUAGAACACGUCAAGCUACGUAUGAUAUCAUUGCUGAUUUAGUCAAAUACAAGUACAGUGAUGCUACCAACAAACCAUACCCGCCUAAGGCCAUUAUAACAGACAUGUGUAGGGAUCACGGCAUUUCCAUGUCAUACAAGAAAGCAUGGUCUGCUAAGAAGAAAGCAAUGCAGCUUGCAUUCGGUAGUGAUGCAGAGUCGUACGCCAUGCUGCCAGCCAUGUGUUACAUGCUCAAUCGGGCAAAUCCAGCCCUCAGUAUACGACCUGUGCAAUACAUUUUAUCUGACCGUCAUGGUGGGAUCAUCAAGGCUGCUAAGGCACAUUUCCCUCGUGUUCCUCAUGGUCAUUGUGUUCAUCACAUUUUGGGGAAUAUUAAAUCACAAUUCAAUGGUUCUGAGAAAGCACUGAGAUGGAAAUUUUUUGCUGCUGCACGCGCACCCACAAAGUCCUACUGUGAUCGAUACCUGACCCUACUAGACGAUGAGGAUCCGAGGAUUAGACCAUAUUUAUAUUCCAUCGGCAUGGAGAAGUGGGCCAGAUCAUGUUUCAAUGUGAGCCGCUAUUCCAUAAUGACGUCGAACAAUGCAGAGUCCAUGAAUAGUGUUAACGCGACCCCCCGGGAAUACCCCAUCGCUCAGCUUGUUGAUUUCAUUGUUGGACGAAUGCAAAAAUGGUUUCACGAUCGUAGGGAACUUGCUCAUUCAACAUCUACUAUUUUGACCAAACAAUGUGAAUCUGAUCUCCUUGCUCUACAUGUGGCAUCUGCGGUUAUGACGGUUCGGCCGUCAUGCUCAUAUGAGUACUUGGUUGUUGAUAAAAAAGGAAGGUCUUAUGUUGUCAAUUUCCGUGCUUAUCAUGUUAUGACUACAUAUCCCCAUUCUACACAAGUGUGGAGUGGAAACUUGCGUAUAAUGGAGUCAUACACCCAGUUCCUACUAGAGACUCAUGGAUAGUCCCUGAUGAAGUCGCCACUAUCCCAUGUUUUCCGCCUUCAUGCACUAAACGUCCACCAAGAAGGCCAAAAAAGAGACGGAUUCCAUCUAAUGGAGAGAGGAGGAGGCAGACUUGUUCACGUUGCACAAUGUCCGGACAUAACAAAAAAACAUGUACUAAUCCACUUCCAGUACGUCGUUCGUGAGCAAAAUCAAUCUUGCACCACAGAGUUUUAGGUUCCUUAACAGAAGAAAUGCAUUUCACUUUU
Molecule: messenger RNA, 1746 nt
Organism: Cuscuta campestris
Lineage: Eukaryota; Viridiplantae; Streptophyta; Magnoliopsida; Solanales; Convolvulaceae
Source: the annotation of a GenBank genome assembly